Mesorhabditis spiculigera is the source of this 1992-nucleotide messenger RNA. The record is from the annotation of a GenBank genome assembly. Lineage: Eukaryota; Metazoa; Nematoda; Chromadorea; Rhabditida; Rhabditidae.
AUGAUCAUUUUUGAGAUGCUGGGUCUCAGAACUCUUCACCUGAUCCUUUCACUAAUCGGUUAUGUGAUCGCGAUACAAGUCUGCCCGGAUCCGGCGUGUCCAUACGCUGGAGCUUGGGGCGACUGGACGAUAGUUUCUACGUGUACAGCGACGUGUGGAAUGAAUGGACUACGCGUGGAGACACGUGAAUGUGUCUCCGAGAAGUUUGGAUGUCCUUGCAACGGAGCAGUUUCGCGCAUAGUCGCGUGCCCUGAUUCGAUGUGUCCGUCUCCAAGCCCUACUUGUGCUGAUGGCUAUGCGAAGAAGCUGAACGUGACAAGCAAGGCCUACACGUGCCAAGCCAUCAACGUCACCGCGACUGUAGUGCCGAAUCCGAGUUUCACCUGUGACAUGACCGCAACAAUCGAUUGUCCGCGAGUUCCGCUGAAUGGAAUCUGGUCGGCCUGGUCGAACGUUCCUGGGACGUCAUGCACGGCGACUUGUGGUAAUAAAGGAACCGUGGAGGAAACUCGCACCUGCUUGACGUCAAAUGUCAGGAACUGCACUGGAAUCUCCACGAGAACGGCGAGAUGUCCACCCCAACCAUGCACGACCGCACCAUUUUGUCGUCUCAACGCGCCUAUCCUGACGUUCACAGUCAAUGGAAGGCAGACCGAUCGGUGUGGAUAUGAGAUACCUGAGCAAGAGACGCCGUGCUUCCCGGCUGGUUGUAAUGGUGGGCGCGGUCGUAGAGUAAAAAGUGUUGAUAGUGGUCACCACGACAACAACGACAACGACAACGACAACGACAACGACAACGACGACUACGAGGCCUACUACGACUACGUCUACGACCACCACGUCUACCACUACCACCACUACUACCACCAGGACGACGGCGAUAACUACCACUACAAGGCUUCCCUACUUCCUGGAGUGCCUCGGUUAUGGCCCAUACACCACAACCUGCGUGCCCGAUUUCCCACUGAACGUCGGCCAGUCGUUGAACGUGACGGCGCCAAUCAGCGGCAGCAACGCUUUUUGUUGGCAAUGGCCACUACCAACCCGGUUAACACCUCUGACGGUUGCUUCGAGGGAAUUACGCUUUUUAAGCUAAUCUUGCGCGAUGGGGUCUGCCUGGCCUAUGUUCCGGAAGUCGGAGUGAUCAGUCUUUACGGGACCGGACAAUUUGACGAAUGUGCGCCAGGGACGCUUCAAAUGCAAAUCACCCGCGACGCAGUAGAUACGCUACGCAUCUCAGCAACGUAUCUGGCAUAUAAUCAAACAUGGACGAUGGCGAUUCCCCCCAAUUUCUCCAUCCGAUACCUGAAGGAUGUAGCCGGCGGGCCGGUGACCUACUCGGUGCCCACCUACGCAACUCGAUACGGCAGCUGGUGUGGGCUGGAUGGCAAUACGACAACUACGACCACCACGACCACCGCCAUCACUACCACCACAACCAAUUACCAGGAAUGCCUCGGUUCCGAACCAUACGUUACCCACUGCCUGAUGGACUUCCCACUGGACGUUGGGCAGUCGUUCAACGUGGCGGCGAUGAUUAAUGGGAGCACCAACACGAUAGAUCAUUUUACCGGUUUUCCGGUAUAUUUCGCGUUCGCAAUGGCCAACGCGAAUGUUGGUGCUGAUGCUAACGCGUCCUGCAUUGAAGGACAGACGCUAAUCAAAGUCCUCUACGUGGCACAGUCGCUUUGCGGCGUCUUGCAAGUCACUGGACCAGAUGGACGUGCGGACUUAUUUGGUGCGGCACAAGACGAAGGCGAAUGUCGCCCCGGGCAACUUCAAAUGCAAAUCACCCGCACCGCAGCCGAUAAAAUACUCAUCGGAGCAACUUACCUGGCCUACAAUGCCACCUGGACGCUGCUAAUUAACCCGAAUUUCGCUCUCAGAAGUCUUAAGGCGUCAACCGGCCGGUCGGUGAAAUAUUCCGUGUCUAAUUACGAGAAUAACAGUGUCGCAUGGUGUAUGUUUACCACGUCAACUCUGUCGGGAGGC